Molecule: messenger RNA, 1562 nt
Organism: Lepisosteus oculatus (spotted gar)
Lineage: Eukaryota; Metazoa; Chordata; Actinopteri; Semionotiformes; Lepisosteidae
Source: RefSeq, a predicted model, not a curated record
AUGAUCUACAGCGUGACCUGGAAUAGAGAUGGCAGUCUGCUCUGCACUGCCUGCAAGGACAAGGCUCUGCGUGUCAUCGACCCCCGCAGAGGAACUGUGGUCAAGGUGUGGCAGAUUCCAGAUGAGGGUCUGGUGACCCCAAUGACUGAGCCCCUCGUGUCUUUGGAGGGUCACUCCAAGAGAGUGGGUAUCCUGGCCUGGCACCCCACUGCCCUGAACGUGCUGCUGAGUGCAGUCAACCCCAAAUUCCUCGCCAUCAUCAUCGAGGCCAGUGGGGGCGGCGCCUUCCUCGUCCUGCCACUUCACAAGGUCUGUCUGAGAGCUGGGGCUCACGAUGGCUCCAGACCCAUGAGAGCUGUGUUUCUGUCUGAUGGAAAGAUCUUCACCACUGGCUUCAGCCGGAUGAGCGAGAGACAGCUGGCACUGUGGGAUGUGAAUGAUCUGGAGGAGCCCAUGGUGAUGCAGGAGAUGGACAGCAGCAAUGGAGUCCUGUUGCCUUUCUAUGACCCCGACACCAACAUUGUCUACCUCUGCGGGAAGGGAGACUGCAGCAUCCGCUACUUCGAGGUGACAGCGGAGCCGCCCUUUGUUCACUUCCUGAACAGCUUCACCAGCAAGGAGCCCCAGAGGGGGAUGGGCUUCCUGUGCAAGAGAGGGGUUGAUGUCAACAAGUGUGAGAUAGCCAGGUUCUACAAGCUGCACGAGAGGAAGUGUGAGCCCAUUUCCAUGACCGUUCCUCGAAAGGUAGGAGCAGAUCUUGUCCCGGGGAAGGGAGCCGUUUCCUGGUAUGGGGCUGCCAACCCCUGAGCCAGCAUAUCACCAGAUUAAACGUGGAUGCUUGGGCUGCAGUUUGUGGCUCAGGGGUCGGCAGUCUCACAUUUGGUGGUAGUAGUCGGAUCGGUAUGUACCCGAGUGGUCUGUCAAGCCUGCGUGCCCAGUUUUCCACAGGGAGAAUAGGGUUCAGCUGAUUGGCCCUGUGCAGAAUUGGACAUCCCUCAGGAGCUGCAGUAGUCAGUGUAUCAGUAGACGGGUGCAGAGGAUGGGGGGGGUGUGAAUGAGUGAUGAUCUCACAGCUUUUGUGAGGAUGUCACAACUUUGUGAUGACGUCAUGUCUCUGUAUACCCUGAAAGAAUGAUCUGAAGGUCUAAGAUCCUGCAGCUCAGGGAGGGCUGUGUUACCGGCAUCCUGAACGUUAGGGUGUUUAGAUAACACAGAUAUGUUUACUUAACUCCUGGGCUUUAACACUGGCAGUCAACCGGCAGUCCUAAUGCCAGUUUAGGCUUGAAAACUUAGGAGUUAACUGGAACUUGUAAGGGUUUUGUUAUGGAUUGGAUUUAUUAACGAAAGAUGAAUCUACACAGAAUUUGGCUUUUGUUUCUCUAGUGUGUACUGCAUUCCCCCAUUCAUUUGAAUACUCCAGAGUCUCGCCCGAGUAGAGAAGGGAGGGGUGGCUGGGGGAAGGAAGAGGAGCUGUCCAGGCAGUCAGUGCUUCAGGAUUGACCCUCCUGCCCUGUCUCUCUCUCUCUCAAUUCAAUUCAAUUCAAGGUGCUUUAUUAGCAUGA